AUGGCGCUGGAGACGUCCAGCGGGUAUGCCGCUCACAACAACCUGAUCGAGCCUCCGGAGUCGUACCCUAUGUUCGACAUUAAACAUGUCCAGCUCCAAUUCCCACUCGCCGCCGAUUUUGUCGCUGCGCAGGUAGCCGACAACGUUCUUAUCUUGGCUUUGUCGACGGGACGUAUCCUGCGCAUUGACCUAAACAACCCGGAACACAUUGAUGAUGUUGACCUCCCGAAGAAAUCGUCGGAGAUAGGCGUGAUACGUCGAAUGUUCCUCGACCCUUCUGCUUCCCACCUGAUCGUCACCACAACAUUAGGCGAGAACUAUUACCUUCACACCCAAUCCAGGCAGCCAAAACCACUGUCGCGGCUCAAGGGACUUUUCAUUGAAAGUAUUGCAUGGAGCCCCUCUUUGCCGACAGCUUCUACAAGAGAAAUACUCGUGGGUACGACGGAUGGCCAAGUCUGGGAAACCUAUAUCGAACCGUCCACCGAAUUCUACCGUCGAGAAGAGCGCUACGCCACCUCAAUAUACAGAACGCCGGAUGCGUCUCCAGUGACAGGUAUAUGGGCGGAGCCGGUACCCGCGAGGGCCGAGCAGCGGAGGGUAUUAGUAGCCACGCAUGGUAGGCUGUCAAGUUUCGUCGGACGGACCAGCAGAUCCGGCAAAGAGGGUGGAGGAUCCAUAUACGCGGACCUCUUCCAACGGGAGACGCCCGUUAUCUAUGAGAUCGACCGGCCGUCUGGCUCUGCACCGUCAACGCUGGCUGUUUCGCCGCCUGGGUCCGAUGCUCACCACGCGGAUGGUCCGGCCGAGAGAGAAUUUGCAUGGCUUAGUUCACAGGGUGUGUAUCACGGCUCACUUCCGACCUCGGUGGACAAUAUCAACAAGCCAUUUGACAGCGCGACUAUGCUCCCGCGAUCUGUGUUUCCAGCUUCGAAAUCCGCCCGAGGAGGUAAAAAGCUUAUUCAAGAUCCAAUCACUGCCAUGACGUUGUCCGAAUGGCAUAUCCUGGUGCUUGUCGAAGGCAGGAUCAUUGCCGUGAACCGCAUGAAUGAUAAGAUUGUUUUUGACCAGGAGAUUUUGGAACCGGGACAGGGCGCUCUUGGUCUUGUAACAGAUGCAGUGAAACACACCUACUGGCUAUUCACCAACCAAGAGAUUUACGAAAUCUGUGUGGAAGACGAAGACAGAGACGUUUGGAAGAUAUUCUUGAAGAAGCAAAAGUUCGACCAAGCCUUUGAAUAUGCCCACACCAGCUCCCAAAAAGAUGCUGUUGCCACUGCCUCGGGCGACUAUCUUGCCAGCAAAGGCCGCUAUCUAGAAGCGGCGGGAGUCUGGGGUAAGAGUAGCAAAGGCUUUGAGGAUGUCUGCCUGACACUAAUCAAGCGUGGCCAACAUGAUGCUCUGCGGAAGUACUUGCUUUCUCAACUCUCAGUGUAUAAAAAGUCGUCCUCAAUGCAAAGGAUCAUGGUUGCAAGCUGGCUGAUUGAAGUUUUCAUGACGAAACUCAACUCGCUCGAUGACAACAUCACUACCAAAGCAGAGCUUGCUGAAGGGGCAAGCACUGAAGAAAUUGAGACUGAACUCCGGGCCGUUCGAAGUGAAUUCCAGGAGUUCGUGACCAAGUACAAGUUUUUUUUUUAUCAUAAGACUGCAUACGAUAUCAUCAGUAGCCAUGGGCGAGAAAAGGAGCUAUUGUACUUUGCUACUGUGGUCAAUGACCAUAAUUUUGUCCUGUCGUACUGGACUCAAAGGGAGAACUGGAUUGAGGCUCUCAACGUAUUGCAAAGACAAAGUGAGCCCGAAGUUUUCUACAAGCACAGCAGCGUCUUGAUGACCCACGCUUCGACCGGAUUAGUCGAUAUUUUGAUGCGACAGACAAACCUGGAGCCUGAGAAGCUCAUACCUGCGCUGCUGAACUACAACAACACCGUGAAUGUGUCCUUGAAUCAGAACCAAGCGGUUCGAUAUCUCAACUUUAUCAUCGCUAACCAUCCAAGACCUUCGGCUGCAGUUCAUAAUACACUCAUAUCGUUACACGCUUCUAGCCGCUCAUCUUCAGAAGCAGGCCUUCUAACAUACUUGCAAUCCCAGCCGUCAUCCCCACCCCCAUACGAUGCCGAUUUCGCUCUACGCCUUUGUAUUCAGCACCAGCGUGUUCAGUCAUGCAUCCACAUUUACAGCGCCAUGGAACAGUACUUGCAGGCGGUCGAGUUGGCCUUACAGCACGAAGACAUUGAGAUGGCAGCCAUUAUCGCUGACCGGCCAGAGGGAAACAAUAAACUACGGAAGAAACUCUGGCUUCUGGUUGCCGAGAAGAGGAUCCGGCAGCCAGGGACAGGCAUCAAGGAUGCCAUCGAGUUCCUUCGAAGAUGCGAGCUGCUCCGAAUUGAGGAUUUGAUACCAUUCUUCCCAGACUUUGUCGUCAUUGACGACUUCAAGGACGAGAUAUGCAGCGCUCUGGAAGACUACUCCCGACACAUCGAUGCCCUGCGACAAGAGAUGGAUAACUCUGCGCAAACGGCACGACAGAUACGUUCCGAGAUCGCCGGCCUUGACACACGCUACGCGAUUGUCGAGCCUGGCGAGAAAUGCUGGAUCUGCUCGCUCCCAGUACUCAGUCGGCAGUUCUUCGUUUUCCCCUGUCAGCAUGCCUUCCAUAGCGAUUGUCUCGGAAGAGAGGUCCUUGAAGGCGCCGGAGGGAAGAAGAAGUACAUUCGGGACCUUCAGGCGCAAUUGAACGAGGGAGCUCUCCCAGCUGCACGACGGGAAGAGAUAGUAAAGGAGCUAGACGGGUUAAUCGCAGAAGCUUGCAUCCUCUGCGGCGAUCACGCGAUCAAACAAAUCGAUAAACCAUUCAUAACAUCUUCCGAUAACCUCGAUGAGUGGGCUCUAUGA
Aspergillus calidoustus is the source of this 2895-nucleotide messenger RNA. Lineage: Eukaryota; Fungi; Ascomycota; Eurotiomycetes; Eurotiales; Aspergillaceae. The record is from the annotation of a GenBank genome assembly.